CUCUAAUACACAAAACAACUCAUGAUCAUAGAUAUCAUACUGAUACUGAACCACCACUAAGACCAAUUGCACCCUUUAACUAUCAUCACGGGAUACCAAGAGUAAUCACACCAAGAGUACUAACCGUACCUCAACAAAGACCAGUGAUACCUUACGUACAACAUCAAAGGCCAAAUAUACCAAGACCUUUACAACAAAUACCAAUUGAUAAUCAACUACAACAACAGUUAUACCAACAAUUUGGAAUAAUACCUAGACCUAUACCACCUAACGCAGCUCCAAGAAGACCACCUAUAGUACCAAAGAAACCUAAAGGAUUACAACUUCUCAAAAAGAAAUAA
Dentiscutata erythropus is the source of this 341-nucleotide messenger RNA. Lineage: Eukaryota; Fungi; Glomeromycota; Glomeromycetes; Diversisporales; Gigasporaceae. The record is from the annotation of a GenBank genome assembly.